AUGAAGCAAGUCCGCUGUGGGUGAUCAAGGAAAUGCUUCGCUGCCAGACUGACAAAAUGAAACUUCUAUUAGUGUUUGCGUCCAUUCCCCUUUUUAUCUGCCAGAGCCUGGGAGAAUUGAUCCAAACGACUGUAGGGGAAGAUGUUAGGUUUUCGCUCUCAGAGGAGUGCAAGAAGGGAGAAGGCACUCUGCAUCAGCGGCUGGAUGAUGCCAGCACUCAGCUGGUUGCAUCUCUUAAUGGAGUCUGGAAAUCGGAGCGAGGUUACACUAGACGAGUGAUUGCAAGAGGCGAUUCUCUAAUCUUGAAAAAUGCAGAUUUCAACGACAGCGGACAUUAUGAGUUUACCUGCAACAAGAAAGAUCUGGAAGCCUACAAACUGGAAGUAUUUCUACCGUUUGAAGUUGUUGUGACCGAGGGCAAGGAUGCCAUCCUCCCGUGUCGCUCCAUCACAGCGGGCCAGUCGGUGAAGUCUGUGCGCUGGAGAAGAAGCAGGGAAGUGCUGCUCCAUCUGAAUGCUCAGUCGGGGGAAAUCAUAUACGGGAAUGGCUUUGGUGAAAGCCGGGUAUCGAUACCCUCAGACUGGCACCAACGAGCAGACCUGUCUCUCACCAUAAAACAAGCUCAGCUGAAAGAUGAGGGAGUUUAUUACUGUGAUAUGGAGAAGAUGCGCCGGCAUCGCUCUGCUGUCCGCUUGCAAGUCCGCAAACCACCGCCAUCAGAGUCCUCCUCCCAUUGGGUAUGGACCACAAUCCUCAUAACAGCAGCUGUAACAUCUGGGAUCAGUGGUCCUCUGGCUUUCUAUUUGGGCCGGAAAGCCAAGCCCACACAUGCCUGAAGAAACCAGAGGAGACAGUGACUGAACAGUCCAAUGAGUGGGCCAAAGGGGUAUCCUUCUGUUGCUGUUGUUUGGGUUUUUGUUGUUGUUGUUUGUUUUUAUAAAUGAUCAAUCAUCAAGAGAACAGUGCAUCUCUACAAAUGACCCUGUAAAGCUCUACUGCCAAAAAUAAAAAUAAUAAACAAAAAAGUCUUCAGAGGUGCAUAAUGAAAAUCAAGGACACAUACAAGGUUGACAUAAACUAAUGUCCUCUUAUAAACCUGAACUUUCUGUAGUACGGUACUUUUUGU
Messenger RNA from Archocentrus centrarchus (flier cichlid), 1126 nucleotides. RefSeq lists its product as uncharacterized. Lineage: Eukaryota; Metazoa; Chordata; Actinopteri; Cichliformes; Cichlidae. The transcript has 2 exons. Bases 33 to 836 code for a protein of 267 amino acids. The record is from RefSeq and is a predicted model, not a curated record.